Molecule: messenger RNA, 1845 nt
Organism: Rhinocladiella mackenziei CBS 650.93
Lineage: Eukaryota; Fungi; Ascomycota; Eurotiomycetes; Chaetothyriales; Herpotrichiellaceae
Exons: 4
Coding region: 1-1845 (614 amino acids)
Biological process (GO): DNA-templated transcription; positive regulation of transcription by RNA polymerase II
Molecular function (GO): zinc ion binding; sequence-specific DNA binding; DNA-binding transcription factor activity, RNA polymerase II-specific
Source: RefSeq, a predicted model, not a curated record
AUGGCAUUCAUGAUGGUGAUAUCGAGCGCACCCAGAGAUCAACUUCUCCAUCAUCGUCGACCUUCGCCCCUCAAACGGAAACUUUGCCCCCCGGAAGUGGCUAUGAGGGAGCUGACACCGCUGGCCGCAGAUGUCGGCUCUGAAAUGGCAGCAAAGGCGACACUGGAUAGAGUUCUGAGUUUGGUGGAGCGUAGCUCUGCACAUGAGCCGGCAUUUUCUAAUAUCCUCUUGACCGAGCUCAUGAAAUCGAAAACGGUUCCACAGGUAGCCACAUUCCGGAGCGCCGAUCAAGCCACAGCAGAAAAACGCCUUCAAUCUGAUAUGGUGAGUGACUUGGAGACUUCUCCAAUUUCACUUCCUGCCAAAGAAAGUGCUCAAAACCUCGUCAAGGCUUACUUCCAAUUCGCAAACCUUAGUCUGCCAUCGCUCCAUGAACCAACAUUCCAACAGAAGCUGGAGCUUCUUUAUAACAUGCCACGAAUGGUCGAUUUGGCCGAAGUUCACACCAAGACCGAAUCCAGACUCGCUGUUUUCUUUGUCCUCGAGGUUUUCGCAGUAGCUCUCUUGACAUUGCAAAAGCAAGACCCGUCGAGGGUGCCAACUUCGUUGGCGGACCGAUAUCAUAAAACCGCGCUCAGAGCCCUGAGCGAAGUGGGUUUGCCGAACGGUGUGGAGGGAGUGCAAGCACUCCUUCUCGUGGGGCAGUAUUCGUACCAUCACCCAACCGUCUGGGCUGUCUGGAAAACGGUGGGUGCAGCCCUGCGCCUGGCGGUGGAAUUAGGCCUACAUCAAGAUCCACCACCGGGUGAGCUGGACUUUCUUACGCUGGAUACCAUGAGGAGAACCUUCUGGGUUGCGUAUGCGAUGGAUAGGAAUAUCUCCAUUUCCUUGGCCAUGCCAUCGUGCCUAUCAGAUGGUGCCAUCACAGCCAAGUUUCCAAGUCAGGUGAAUGAUGAGUUUAUCACGUCGGAGGGAAUUGUAGCAACUGAUGCAGAUUGCCUGGGUUCCAAGAGUGUCGGCCUUCAUGUCUUUCGAUAUCGCCAGAUUCAGUCCGAAAUGCGAACAGUCCUUGGCAGCAAAACAUGCACACGCGCAUUCAAAAUUGGUAUAGCAGCGCUCCACGCAGUGACCGGUGGACCAUUCAUGAACGAAGAAAUCUGGAGAACUUUGAACUCACAAUUCCAUCGGGCGUUGUUCUAUCUAUAUCAUCCAUCGCUCAACAUCCCAUCUCCUUCUGAAUCGGCAUUGGUGGCUCUCACGGAGGCGGCAACACGCAUGAUCCAGCUGUAUCGACGAUUUUUCGAUGAGCGCAGGCUCACGAUAUAUUGGCAAGCCGUGGAAAAUCUAUCCUCCGCGGGUACGGCUCUGAUGAACAGUUAUUUUAACUCACUUCGGGUGCAAGAGCGUAUCACAUUUCGCUCUCUUGAAUCACUCGUGCACACUUGCUCGUCUGUUCUGUGGGGAAUGGUGGAGCACUUUCCGGCGUUCAAAGGAAAACGUGACGCAUUUGGUAUCGUGGCUUCGAAGAUAUUGGCAGAUCUCGAUAACGGCUCUGCAGCUCCUAGAGAAGCGGGGAAAUUGUCCAUAGAGGACAAUGUGAGUACUGGAGAGCGCAGUCACCGUUCGAGGGAUACCGAAUAUGCUCCCUCCCCUGUACAACAAGAAGGGCAACAACUAGUGUCUGGGGCCAAACGGGCGGACCAGUCUUCUUUCACGGCUAUGUCUGCAGUAUUUGACGACCAAACGCAAAGCCAACAACCUCAACUACCACCACCGACGACAGGGUCCGAGAUUUCGACAUAUCUUUUGACUGGGAGGCUUUUGAAGACGCGAAUGGAUUUCUGA